Messenger RNA from Lucilia cuprina (Australian sheep blowfly), 1903 nucleotides. RefSeq names its product maltase A3-like. The record is from RefSeq and is a predicted model, not a curated record. The coding region runs from base 63 to 1856 and encodes 597 amino acids. The transcript is spliced from 5 exons. Lineage: Eukaryota; Metazoa; Arthropoda; Insecta; Diptera; Calliphoridae. Gene Ontology annotation, biological process: carbohydrate metabolic process.
AAAUAAUUUAGUAUUCAGUUGAAACUUAAACAGAUUCACACGAAAUAAGGAAUGGUGACAAAAUGCUGCAGGCAAAAAUUUUACUACUAAAUAUUUUACUCACAACUACACAUAUAAUGUGGGUAAACAGCUGUACGGGAACGGGAGGAGUCAGUGAAUCUGCCUCUAAUGCCAAAGAUUGGUGGCAAACCUCACAAUUUUAUCAAAUAUAUCCCAGAUCAUUUAUGGAUUCGAAUGGUGAUGGCAUAGGUGACUUAAAGGGCAUUACUUCGAAAUUGUCAUACCUCAAAGAAAUCGGCAUUAAUGCCACUUGGUUGUCUCCUAUUUACAUGUCACCUAUGGCUGAUUUUGGUUAUGAUAUAGCAGAUUUCUUUGAUAUACAACCAGAAUAUGGCACUUUGGAGGAUUUUGAUGAGCUCAUUAAAGAGGCCAAUAGAUUGGGUCUGAAGAUUAUUAUGGAUUUUGUACCCAAUCAUUCGAGUGAUGAAAAUGUAUGGUUUACUAAAUCGGUCAAUCGCGAAAAGGGUUAUGAAGACUACUAUGUCUGGCAUGAUGGCUAUGUUAGUGAAAAUGGCACUAGAAUACCACCCAGUAAUUGGUUGCAAGCUUUCCGUGGUUCUGCCUGGGAAUGGAAUGAGAAGAGACAACAAUACUAUUUACAUCAAUUCGCUGUCAAGCAGCCGGAUUUAAAUUAUCGUAAUCCCGAUGUAGUGGCUCAAAUGAAACGUGUUCUCACCUAUUGGUUGGAUCGUGGUGUAGCCGGUUUUCGAAUUGAUGCUGUACCCUGGAUGUUUGAGGUGCUACCCGAUGAAAAUGGUCGUUAUCCCGAUGAACCUUUAAGUGGUUAUACAGAUGAUCCAGAUGAUUCUUCAUAUCUAUUGCAUAUUUAUACUCAAGAUCAACCGGAAACUAUAGAUAUGGUUUAUCAGUGGCAUACUUUAUUACAGGAUUAUCAGCGUAUACAUGGUGGUGAUACGCGUGUUUUAAUGGUUGAAACUUGGUCUUCAUUGGAUCAAGUUAUGCUGAUGUAUGGCAAUAAGACAGCUGAUGGUGCUCAAAUUCCUUUUAAUUUCCAAUUUAUUGUUGGUGGUAAUGGUAAUCAAAUUAAUACGGAUUUAAAGGCUCCUGGUUUUGUGAAAAUUAUUAAGUCUUGGUUUACUAAUAUGCCAGCGGGAAGAACUGCUAAUUGGGUGAUGGGCAAUCACGAUAAACGUCGUGUAGGUAGUCGUUAUGGUGAGAAUCGCAUUGAUCUCAUGAAUAUGUUACAAAUGUUUCUACCCGGUGUUAGCAUCACCUACAAUGGUGAUGAACUCGGUAUGCUCGAUUUAGAUAUCUCCUGGGAAGACAGUGUAGAUCCAGCUGCCUGCAAUUCUAAUCCCAAUAUUUAUGAACAAUUUACUCGUGAUCCAGCACGUACCCCUUUCCAAUGGUCAUCCGCAGCUAAUGCAGGCUUUUCAACCAACGAUAAAACCUGGCUGCCCAUUAAUCCCAAUUAUGUUACCGUUAAUGUGGAAACAGAAAGAUCUCAAACAAAAAGUCAUUUAAAUGUUUAUAAGAAAAUGUCCCAGCUAAGACAAACCAAGACCCUACAAGAGGGUGCUAUACAAUAUGGUAAUGUGGGUGAUAAUGUGUUGGCCAUUAAAAGAUCUUUGGCUAAUGAUAAAACAUAUAUACUAUUGGCCAAUGUUUUGGACAAUGCGGUACAAUCAGUGGAUGUGACAGGUAUUGUUAAGGAAACUGGUAACUUUAAGAUCAAAAUUCCUAAUAUUAUUUCCACACGAAAUGAAGGCGACUUGGUCACUUUAAGUAGUGUUAACUUAGCGGGUAAUGAGGCCAUUAUUUUAGAAUCAGUUUAAAACUAUAAAAAUAUAAAUGUUAAAAUAAAAAUCUUAAAAAUAAAAAA